Aspergillus puulaauensis is the source of this 408-nucleotide messenger RNA. RefSeq names its product peptidylprolyl isomerase family protein FPR2 (gene fkbp3). Gene Ontology annotation, biological process: protein peptidyl-prolyl isomerization. Bases 1 to 408 code for a protein of 135 amino acids. Gene Ontology annotation, molecular function: peptidyl-prolyl cis-trans isomerase activity. NCBI's taxonomy places the organism in Eukaryota, Fungi, Ascomycota, Eurotiomycetes, Eurotiales, Aspergillaceae. The record is from RefSeq and is a predicted model, not a curated record. The transcript is spliced from 2 exons.
AUGCGCAUCCCAGCCCUCACUACGAUCGUUGCCCUCGCCCUCGCGGGCUUCACUCAUGCCGCCGACCUCGGCAUUGAAACCACCCACGCCGUCGAGUGCAACCGCAAGACCGUGAAAGGCGACAACGUCAAGAUGCACUACAGGGGCAAACUCGCCUCUGACGGAUCCGAAUUCGACGCGAGCUACAACAGGGGUACACCAUUGGGCUUCAAGCUUGGCUCUGGGAGAGUCAUUAAGGGAUGGGACCAGGGUCUCCUGGAUAUGUGCGUUGGCGAGAAGAGGCAGCUGACGAUUCCUCCUGAGUAUGGAUACGGCGAGAGAGGCAUUGGACCCAUUCCGCCGAGUUCGACGUUGAUCUUCGACACUGAGUUGGUUGAGAUUGAGGGCGUUCCCAAGGACGAACUCUGA